UCUCUCUCGCUCUCUCUUCCUCUCCGGCGAUCGAUCAGAGAGAAGAAAGAGAGAGAAGCCGAGGAGACGGGGGAGAGAUCAUCGGAGAUGGAUACCGAUGUGGUAGCAAAGCAGUUCGUGGAGUACUACUACACCACCUUCGACAACAACCGCCCCGGCCUCGCCAGCCUCUACCAGGACACCUCCAUGCUCACCUUCGAGGGCGCCAAGACCCAGGGUGUCGCCGCCAUCGUCAACAAGCUCACUGGACUCCCUUUCCAGCAGUGCCACCAUGCUGUCUCCACCAUCGAUUGCCAGCCCUCCGGCCCUGCCGGUGGUAUCCUUGUUUUCGUCUCCGGUAAUCUCCAGCUUGCUGGGGAACAGCACGCUCUCAAGUUCUCUCAGAUGUUUCAUUUGAUGCCACAACAUCCAGGACAUCCAGGAAGCUUCUUUGUGUUGAAUGACAUUUUCCGGCUUAAUUAUGCAUGAGGGCUUUUCAAAUCUCAGUUUGUCAGAGCGUUGGGAUGCCAAGAUAUCAAUCCUCGCUUUUCUUAUUUGUGAUCCUAGCAGCCGAAACAUCAUGUUGCUUGGUGGUUUCCCAUGUUUGGUCUCCCAUCUAAAUUUGUUUGUGGAAAAAGAAAAUGAAAAACAUGUUGAACUUAAUUCAAGAAUUUACUAGGGAUGAACCUGUGAUAAACAUCAGUACAGUUUACUUGCACCUGUUUGAAAAUCUGAAAUUUGUUACAUA
This is a messenger RNA of Dioscorea cayenensis subsp. rotundata (Guinea yam), 727 nucleotides long. Its product is annotated as nuclear transport factor 2A-like. The record is from RefSeq and is a predicted model, not a curated record. Bases 88 to 468 code for a protein of 126 amino acids. Lineage: Eukaryota; Viridiplantae; Streptophyta; Magnoliopsida; Dioscoreales; Dioscoreaceae. Gene Ontology annotation, biological process: nucleocytoplasmic transport. Gene Ontology annotation, cellular component: nuclear pore central transport channel. The transcript has 2 exons.